Molecule: messenger RNA, 1657 nt
Organism: Labeo rohita (rohu)
Lineage: Eukaryota; Metazoa; Chordata; Actinopteri; Cypriniformes; Cyprinidae
Gene: tmem182b
Product: transmembrane protein 182b
Exons: 5
Coding region: 181-984 (267 amino acids)
Cellular component (GO): membrane
Source: RefSeq, a predicted model, not a curated record
UAGACUCUAAUAAUAGUGGCGUCUGGUGCUUUUUUUGUCAUUGGUCAUUGCACAGUGUCCACACCAGUGAGAGACAGAACUAAACAUUUAGCUUGAAGGUCAAGAAAUAAUGUAGACAGAUAAACAACUAGUAAUGUGAGCAUUUAAAAUCUACUGAGAGAAAACUGUUGUUCAACAGCCAUGCGUCUGGUAGUUUUACAGUUCCUGGCUGGAUUUUUUGGAGCUCUAAGUUCAGUGUUCCUCCUGGGAUCUCUUGGGUCUGAUUACUGGCUUAUGGCAUCUGAAUCUUGUGGAGAUGCUGCUCAUUUCAAACUAUGGAGAGUCACAAAGGAUAUCGCUCAAGCACAACCAGACAGUAGUAAUCAGGCUGAAAACAGCCUUCUGUUCUACCAUGAGGGUCUUUUUUGGAGAUGUUCCUACCAUAGGGGUUCAAGUAAAGAACAGGAUGGCAUACUGGCUUUUUUGAUCACCAAUCAACCUUCCCAAAAGGUUUGUGUGCCAGCCUACUUGUCUCAUGCUCCGGUUUCUGGACUUCCCAAUAGUGUUCUUACCUCAGACUCUGCCACAGUGCAAAGGGCCUUUUGGUGUGUUAUAUUUGUGCUGGGUGUCAUCUUGGUUAUGAUUGGUGGGUUCGUCACAAUCUGUGCAACCCCAGGAACCAGCCAUCGCCUUUACGAGACUGGAGGUGCUUUCUUUAUAACUGGGGGUAUCUUAAUCAUGUCUGUAGUGAUGUUGUUUGCUGUGUGGGUGCAGGUCUCAGACUCUUUAGAGCGGUAUGGCCUCCAGCGCAGACGCUUAGUGUGCCCCAGUCUGCAGCUCAGUGUGCACUAUGGUCCGUCUUUUAUGCUGGCUCCCACUGCUGCCUUCCUCUGCCUGCUUACUGGCCUACUUCUUCUGCUUAUUCCAUCAGUCAGGAGAGCUUCGGCCAGAGAAUGCAAAGACACAGAGAAUCAGCCAUUAUCUCUGCGAGAAGAAUGUGUAUAGAGUUAUGUAUACAUGACAGUGAUUUUCUGUCAUAAUUGACUCACCCUUAUUCUGAAUGUGUAUAGUUUUUUGCUCCCAUAUACCACAAAAGAAGAUAAGAGAGUAUAAUUAAAAGUACAAUCAAAAUUUAUUAAACCAAUAAUUAAAUGUGCCCACAAGGGGGUGCUAGAGGUUUCAAGAAAAAGAUUUUAGAAAUAUCAAUGAUAAUAUUUAACAGACCUGCUAAAUUUGUCUUUAUUAUCACUAUUUCAAAUAGUUUUUAAAGGUGGAUAUUUUGUCACUUUUUUUAUUCUACUGACAGCCACAGCUCUUCUAAGUUUUUUAAGUUUCUAAAAAACUUCUAGUCACCAUUCACUUUCAUUUUAUGGAAAAGAGCAACCCCAUUAUUCUGGUAAACUUCUUUUAUGGAGAAGAAAAAAAAUGAAUUUAUAUUACCAGAUGAAUUAUUAUAAUGACUAAACAUUAUGCUUAAUCACUACAAUUGUAGAAACUACAAAAGCCCGUUCUCAUUAAUAAUGCAUUAUAACAGUUUUUGGUAAUGCUUUGUCAUGUCUAUAUAUUGAUUUAUUUUCUUUCCUUGGCUUCAGAUUGUGUUGUGCUUUAAAAAAUAUUUUCUUUUUUAUUCUUUGCUGUUUUGUACUGCAAAAAUAUCAUUGAACUAAACAAAAUAACA